CAAUGUAUCCCAGCAAGGAGUGGGAUCCGAGCACCGUGUCGUACCGCCGGCCAAAAACCCAGUUCAAGUUGCCAAUUCUAUGUAUUUCACUAGGUCCGGCAGAGCUUCUAGGCCAAAAGGAAAAUACAUGAACAGAGCUAACUGCUGAAGUUUAUUGAAUCCAUAAUAUCAGAAAUAAUGCUUUGUUAUUUGACUUUUGCAUAAUGUAUUAUUCUGUUGACAAUGCAUAUAGUUGUGGGGCACUCAGUUAAAGUUAAGUGAACCAGAUCAUGUUUACACUUCACUUAUAAAACGGCUGUUAGUGCAGAAGUGUGUUUUUAUGUUUCCCGUGUUCAUUAGCCACAGCUAAAGAAGGGGGAUGUAGAUAGCUGUACUGUUUAACGGUUUGACCCUAAAGUGUUACCGUACUAUGAGUGGGUCUCGCUACCCGGAACUCGAUGUGCAUGGAGCAUGGAUCUCUAACUUUACCAUUCGGAUACUUUAUUGAUCAAAACAACAGAUGGAAUCACGACCAACGCGUUUUCUACAGAAUUAUAUCCAUAGUCUUGGCUUUAAUGCUCAGUGGGAACAGAAAUAGUCCAAGAGGGUAAGUUAAGGCAGCCACAACUUACUUGAGCGAGUUAAUUGGUUAUCUAUACAUAGUUCUUGCAUAGUUGUUGUUUGAAAUGUUUUCCUGACGUAACUCGAUGAGAAAUUCUGGUGAUAACCACCAGCUACUGCCCUGUUCCCAGUAUAGCCUGCGAAUGCGCUUAUCCAUGCUCGGAGUGAAUAUAGUCCAUGCCUGCUAUCUCACAGCUUUGAAUGCUGUUUUUUAUUUGGGGACUGGCGUUCAUUGGAAAGCAUUUCUGAUACAACUUUUUUUCUCAUGUCAAACAUUGUUUGGCAGAAACACUUUAAGCCUUCGUUGUGUCCCAGUGUAUUGUCUUUUAAGAUACAAUCGAUGAUCUAGACCUGUGUUGCCUACAUGUUUCAUAGCCGACGCGCCAUUACUUGAAUGAAGUCAAAUAGCAUCAAGAAUUCGGCCACGUCUCAUAGGUGCUCCGCCACAAAAAUGUAACUGGCGAUAAUGUCUCUGUUUCUAUAUCAGGGACUAUUGCUUACACGGACGAAAUAACUGGCAACUCAGUGAUGUUUUCACUCAAUGAAUGCACGUUAUAGCACGGUUUGCUAGUUGUAUGCCUAAUGGUGUGUUCAAGAUGCCUCGGACACCAGCCUUCCGAGUUGCAAGUGGGGAAAUAUCGUAAUUCCUCUCGGAAUUACGAUAAUUCCGAGAGGAAUGUACGCCGGUACAUGCUAGUCGUAAAUUGGACAUCUCCCAGCUUUCUUGUGAUAUUUCACUGAGAAACGGCCCCUAUUGGUCUUUCCCACAAGCGAUUCUGAAAGUAGAAAGCAGAUCGAAUAUAUCGAUUUAAAAUGCUCUCGCACACUUGAUUACAUUGCUACUUUACUCCGAUCACCAUUUAUGCAUUGCACGGUCAUGCUGUGGGUUUGUUUUCGAGUAGGAGAUGAUGGCUACCCUAGUGCAUUACAACAACCUCCUCCACGGGCCUUCUGUGUUGGGGAUGCUCAACGAGCAGCGCCUGAGCGGCCAGAUGUGUGACACGGUGCUGGUGGUGGGGGACCAGAGGUACCAGGCCCACCGGAGUGUCCUGGCAGCCAGCAGUGAGUAUUUCCAGUCUCUGUUCACACGGACGGAAGCGGAUGCCCCGAAGGUGGUCCACCUGGAUAUCUGUGAAGCGGAUGCCUUUGAGGAAGUGCUGAACUACAUUUCCUCCUCGCUCUUGGUGGACAAGGGAAGCCUGGCGGCCAUACAGGAGCUGGGCUACAGCUUAGGAAUCCCCUUCCUGUCCAACAUCGCGUCCACAAGGCCUCAUGUGUCCUAUUGUGUCUCCAGAAAGAGGCAUUCCUUAUCAGAGGAGGAUGAGACCGACAGUCAGACAAGGAGCGUCAUUGUGAUGACGCCCAGAUCUACUCAGCAAGAAGCGCCUCAGCCUCCCACGCAUCACAAUCCUCAACCUGUCAAUUCAAAGGCAACAGGAACAAUUGACGAUGCCGAGCGCAAGCCCGUCUUUCCAUACAGUUCCACAUUGAAGGGCAACAGUUCACUGUCCACCAUGAUCAGGCCGCAGCUCUCAUCCUCUGUCUCUUUCAGCGACAUGUAAGUCCAGUAUAUUAGGUCCCAACCCGGCUGCGAGAUGGGCGUUAAAGACGAGGAUCCCGUUUACCACGGCCGAAGUGCUUAUCAAGGUCAGCCAGGUGAACACAGCCAGACCAUCGACCGAAGCGGGCCGUUCAUUGAAAGCCUCCUGUGUCGAUCGUUGUCCAUGGACAGCACCGUUCCAGUGUUCUCACCGACGCUGGAGCUGCACGGCUGCGAUCAGUACGUCGUCAAAUCGGCAUUGACGGGGACAGAUACGUCCGUCCACAACAGUAUUUCCGACACAUCGCCGUCACCGCUCGUUCUCAGGACGAAGUACCCUGGCGGGUACGAUGAACAUGCCACUCAGGUAGACGAUGGGGUCUGCGUGAAGGCCGAGGCCAGCAGCCCUCUGGGGGACCCCCUGGAGGUCCUUCGGAUCACCAUCGGAGACACGUUGCCAGUAAACCUAAAACGUUUCCAACCAAAUAUCGAACAGGGGCCCAGGGCGGGCUUUGAUAACUUUGGAAAGAGAAAGGGGAGGGCAGACAACAGGAGAUGUCCCUUCAAAAAGUCCAGAGUUGAUGAACAUUAUCCCACUGAAAACAUCUGUCACCUCUGCAACAAAGCCUUCAGGACAAACUUUUGCCUUUGGAGUCACUUCCAGUCCCACAUGUCUACCGGAGAGGACACCGGGGCCAAAGAAGUCGAUAGACGCACGCCAUCGCCUUCCCCGUCGCCGCCCCUGAUACCUCAACCAACCUCUGAGCAUCCUGGCCCACCGGCCGUUGCAGCCAAGCCAGCCCAGACUGUGCCUGUAGCCGUAGCGAUCGCGGAAAGGCCACAAGGCAGUCCCAGCCCUCGGUCGAGAUCCAACAGCGUGGAGCAGUCGUCUGGCACUCAGGAUCCUGACACUCUGUUCUACCAUGCGCCCACUCUCUCCGCCCUGACAUUUAAAAGGCAGUAUAUGUGUAAACUCUGUCACAGGACAUUCAAGACAGCAUUCAUUCUCUGGAACCACGAGCAGAGUCACGGCCAUCUGUAGGCCUCCCACAGAGAGUGCACUUUUACCCGGCCCCCCCUACCCCCAGACAGACGCUACCUUAAAUUUAGGUAACACAUCUCAACGUUACACGCGUCAGUUUAAGAAUGGAAGACUCUGAUUGUAUAAACUACUCGCUUGCCUCCAUGGCAUGUAUUCAAGUGGUCAUUAGAGGUGUAAUGGGUAAUGUGUGCAAUGGGUAAUGUGUGCAAUGAAAUGCUAUUUUAGAUCUCACUAGAUGAGAUGGUUGGAUGGUUUGCAUAUUGUUUGAACUAGUUUGCUCAUUUAGCAUUUUAUUCACUUCUGGUUCUUUGUUUUUCAAAUGCUUUUAAUUAGUUGGCAUAAGUAAAACGCAAGCUUAGGCUAGUGCUUUUGUGUAUAUCUAUUGGGUCUGUAGAUGUAUUUCUCAUGGUGGCCUCAGCAAGCAUGUUAUCAGUAUGUACUUUGUUACUAAUCACUAGAGAUGUCCCGAUCUCAUUUUUUAGCACCCGAUCCGAUUCCGAUAUUUUCAUUUUGCUCCCGAUCCGAUCCCGAUAUUUCCCGAUACUGGUUUUCCAAUACCGAUUUGCGAUAUCACUUUUUGUGUUGACAAACAACAUUUAAUUUCCUGUACAUUAAGAAAUAGACAGGCAUCCAAGCUGUGCUCAAAAGCUUUUAUUCUCUCACGUUAACAUAAGCAUUACUUAACCCUAACCCUAAACAUAACAUAACAUAAAUUAAAGCUUUGGUUACUUAGCUUAUUUGAGGCAACAAGUUUCCACCCUUUUUUCAAGUAAGCUUAUUAUUUUUUACAAUGUGGGUGUGUAAUAAUAGCGUAAUAGAGCUUCUUAUUUCCUCCAUAUUAAUUUACUGCACUGACUUCUUCAGUUCACUGCAGGGUUUUUUUAAUGAAAACCAACAUCUGCACCAACUCGGCUGACAACCGGUACCUUUUCUCAUCAAGGACGUUCGACACUGCACUAAACACUGCACAGUCUCUCCCUGUCCACCGAUGUACAAGGUGCACAAAGAAACUUUGUGGCUGUAUCAGCCAGUGCGGGUCGCUGUGUAGCAUGUGCCCGCCAGUAGUUUAGUUGAUUCUCUGACCUUUGGAUGGUUUGUUCAGCCAGCAUUGAGAAGAGCCGUGUAAUAAUCCAUAAUAAUGUAAGUUUUAGAAGUUAAAUGUUUGAAAGUUGUACAAUAAAUUAAUAUAAUUUA
Messenger RNA from Gadus morhua (Atlantic cod), 4376 nucleotides. Its product is annotated as zinc finger and BTB domain-containing protein 21-like. The record is from RefSeq and is a predicted model, not a curated record. NCBI's taxonomy places the organism in Eukaryota, Metazoa, Chordata, Actinopteri, Gadiformes, Gadidae. Gene Ontology annotation, molecular function: DNA-binding transcription factor activity, RNA polymerase II-specific; protein binding; RNA polymerase II cis-regulatory region sequence-specific DNA binding. Gene Ontology annotation, biological process: regulation of transcription by RNA polymerase II.